Acanthocheilonema viteae is the source of this 3123-nucleotide messenger RNA. The record is from the annotation of a GenBank genome assembly. NCBI's taxonomy places the organism in Eukaryota, Metazoa, Nematoda, Chromadorea, Rhabditida, Onchocercidae.
AUGUCAGUGAAUACAUCAAGCACACCGGAUGGACGUGGAGUAUUAAUUUAUAAUGGAGAAAUGAUAUUGGUUUAUACUGAGGAAGUGAGCUGCCAUUUUGAUAAUGGACCGGAUAACAUUUUCAGAGGAAAUAAAUCCGGAAAUUUAUACCUAACUAGCCAUCGUGUCAUUUUCAUUAAUCGGAAAAAUGAUUCGCUACGUUCAUUUUCGAUGCCAUUCCAUUGCAUGAAAGAUGUGAAGCUUGAACAACCAGUUUUUGGAUCUAAUUUUUUGAAGGGCAUUGCUAUAGCUCAGCCUGGUGGUAAUUGGAGUGGACAGGUGACUUGGAAAUUAACAUUCACCAAAGGAGGAUGUAUUGAUUUUGGAAUGGCAUUGUUAAAGGCUGUGGACAUGGCGCAACGCUUUCGUCCAUACGGUUCACCACCAGCUUAUGCUCCACCACCUGGAAAUUAUUUUGCUGCACCACCAGCAUAUUAUAUACCUCCGGGAGGAAAUUAUAAUGGUUUCCAGGCUCCAACGAAUACUUUCCCCAAUCAUCCACCAGCUGGUGAUGUUUAUAUGUACGAAGCACCACCACCAUAUUCUGGUAUCGGUCCAGAUCCCUCACCGAUACCAGCAGGACAGUUACAAGGCUAUGGGGUUGCACCAACCGCUCCGUCACAGCAGCAGAUGCAAGCACCACCGCUUCCUACUAAAAACACAAUUGUAGCAAUGCAUCCAAUGUCUAUGUCGUUUGGUAACGACCAACAGGAGGCAGUUGCAACUGAUGGAAAUUUCAUUGCUAAUAAUGAUAUUAUUAUUUCUGAUUUUGAUCAGACUUGCCAAAACGGUAUUCUUAAUAAUGCAAUAACGGUUGAAGGAAAUAAAUUGAACGAAACAAACAAUUAUCAAGCGGUUUAUUCAGAAUAUCAAUCUUCAAUUGGAAGUUCGGUAGGCAUGACAACACCAACUCUUCCACCUGCUUCUACACCAGUUUCUUACCAACAAUUAAAUCAGGCUUAUUUUAAUAUUCAUCAGAAGCAUCAAAUGUCACCGCAACAAACGAUUGCACCAGCGAAUCAAUUCGAUCAUAUCACAGUUAUGACAAAUUUGCAACAGCCGUCUGAUUUAUAUACUGGUAUGCCCGAGAUCCCUGUGUCUUCAGUUUCUAAUGGAGUAACUUAUACGGUUCCUAAUUCAACAAAUAAUACGGCACUUCAAAUUUAUCCUCCGUCGGCAAUAACGCAGCAAGUGCAGCAAUCGAUUCCAGCACUGAAUGCAAUGCCUCAAACAGUAAUGCAGAAUCGACCAGAUUACAAUAGCAUACAACGUUUACAAACCUCUCGUGCCAGUAAUAAUCGCACGAAAACGACGACAUAUCCAUCCAUAUUACCAGUAACUGGACGUGGUUCCAACCGGCAGUUUGCUAAUAUAUCGGUUGUUAAUGAUGAUGGACCAACUGUACGACAACAUUUACAACAGCAACACAGAGCUCGUCUACAACAACAAUUAGCCAUGCAAGAAAAAGCGAAAAUGGAUAAGGACGAUUUAAUGACCGAAUAUUCGGGUAUGUUAUCACCCGCUGUCGAUAAGAUGUUACCGGUAUCAACUACCAUGAAUUUAUCAGCACCGGGUUCAACGAAUAUGCUCGUCUCAGCACCGAUGAAUGUACCUGCAGCACCAUCAAUGAAUGUACCUGCCUCGUCAUCUACAAAUGUACCUGUUUCACCGUCGAUGAAUAUACCUCCGUCGUCCUCCAUGAAUAUUUCGCGUGUUUCACAGAUGCCACGACAGUACAUUCCUCGUUUGCCUCCUCAGAAACCACGAAUUAUAGCAGAUCGUGUUCGACGAAUGCCGAUGUAUGAUAACAAUGCAUAUCAACCAGCACAAUCAUUUUGCCCACAGAAGCAACGUUCUGCUGAAAUUCAUGAGGAAGCCAUUCAGCGCGCGGCUGCUGUUUACAAUCACAUCAAAGGGCAAAAGUAUCCUCCAGCCGUUGUUAAUCUUCCCCAGCCUAGAAAUGUGGCAUUUCCUCGAUCUCCCGCUGCAACAGCUAUUGCGGAGACAUCUGUUGAAACUGCCCAAAAGAAAUCAGCAGCAAAAAAAAGAAACCAUUCGACGAUGUCAGCUUCACAGGUCCGUGUUACUGUACUUGGGACACAAUCAGAACCAGCCACACAACAAAUUAUCACAGAAAGUGACCACGUCUUGCCGAUUCAUGGAAUUGCUGGUCUUCCGAAACAGUCUCGUAUCAAAAUGACUGAUAUGGGAUCUGGAAAAGAUGGUGUUUCUCGCACCGGAGAGGGAAAACCACCUUGGCAGUUCGUUCGCACAGCUAACAAUGGUGUCAGCAUCGGUACAUCGCAGAUCAGUAAUAAUAAUUUCCCUUUGCCAAUUGCCGAGCAACUUCUUACGGAAACAAUGCCUUCGUCUGCCAAUUGUCCAGAACUGGGCAUGAUGUCUGAUCCAUCUGAUUUGGUCACAGCUCCACCUAUUAUUACUGGAAAUGGUAGUCAACUCUCUGAAUCAAUACGUGAAGUAAUGGCACAGGUUGAUGAUGACGUGUUAAACUACACACGUGAGGCGCAGUAUGUUCGCAAACUAUACUUUAUGAAGCGACUGGUUGAAUCGCUUGUUAUUAAAAACGGCGCACUGUGUGACGAAGUAUCACGUUUGAAUCAACGCAUUCGAACAGUAGUGGAAGAAAGAAGAGUUCUGGCAAAACGAUUGCAGCAUCAUGAACGUAAUCGAAUUCGCAGAAUUCAAACCAAGUUAAAAAAGCAAGCAGCCGCUCGAGCUGCAAAAACGAAUGAACCGCAAGUAAUCAUCGUGUCAGCAGCGGGUGGAACAGAAGGAAGCCUACCACCUGGUGAUAUUGAAGCAUAUGAAAGUGACGAUUCUGAUAAGACAAUUGUUUCUAGCUGCGCGGCUUCCCCCAAUACGAGCGCAUCAAUGUCUCGUGUUGAAACGCCGGAACCAACUUCACGCAAUCAAGAAUUCAUAUCGAAAAUGAUGCUCGUCGAUACUGUUGUUCAGGAAGGUGGAAAAUUCAAAAUGAAAAGCGGUAUGCGUCGUCAACUUUCAACUAAACGUUCUCUUAUUGAUCGCAAAGAAAAAAAAGAUUUCAACAAAUUAAGAUUAUAG